Molecule: messenger RNA, 1987 nt
Organism: Beta vulgaris subsp. vulgaris (sugar beet)
Lineage: Eukaryota; Viridiplantae; Streptophyta; Magnoliopsida; Caryophyllales; Amaranthaceae
Product: organic cation/carnitine transporter 3
Exons: 1
Coding region: 135-1682 (515 amino acids)
Biological process (GO): transmembrane transport
Cellular component (GO): membrane
Molecular function (GO): transmembrane transporter activity
Source: RefSeq, a predicted model, not a curated record
UUUUUCAUCCUAUUUUUUCACAACUCCCAAAAACAACAACAACAACAACAACAACAAAAUUUACAUCAAUUCCCUCAAUCCCCAAAAAAAACAUACCCAAAAACACAAAUUUAAUUAAACACGCACAAAUUUUCAUGGCAGAUUCUUCUCCACUUCUCUCAAAUCAAAACGAUGAUGUUUACGAUUAUCAUAACUCUUCCCGCGUAAAAAAAUCCACGGUCAACGAUCGUAUUGAACAAUGUAUUGGAAACUUAGGAUGGGCGCAAAUGAUACAAUGUGUUCUUGUAUCUUUUGCUUGGGCAUUUGAUGCGCAACAAACAUUUAUUUCGAUCUUUACCGAUGCGGAACCAUCGUGGCAUUGCACAUCGGCCGAAUGCGGGGCCGAUAUAUGCAAUCUCCCUAGGGGCGUCACAUGGAAAUGGGACGCCCCAAGGGAGGCCACGAUUAUAUCAGAGUAUGGCUUACAAUGUGCCAACUCUUUUUUGACGGGACUACCGGCUUCGUCGUUUUUCUUAGGAUGCCUUAUUGGCGGACUUGUGCUAGCAACAUUGGCGGAUUCAUGGCUUGGGCGCAAGAAAUUACUUUUAAUUUGUACUCUAGCCAUGUCUUUGUCAGGGUUUUUCACAGCUAUGUUCUCUAGGAAUAUUUGGGCUUAUGCGUUUUUAAGAUUUGUUUCAGGGUUCGGUAGGGCUGCAAUUGGUACAUGUUCAUUGGUUUUAGCCACCGAAGUGGUUGGAAAACAAUGGCGUGGUCAAGUUGGUGUUGUUGGAUUUGUUUGUUUUUCUUUUGGGUUUUUGUCACUUCCUGGUAUUGCUUACUUGACACAAGGCUCAUGGCGUGCGUUGUACUUAUGGACUUCGGCACCAGCCUUGAUUUACUGCGUGCUUGUGAUGGUAUUUGUAAAGGAGUCUCCGAGGUGGCUUCUAAUUCAAGGGCGUAGACAGGAAGCUAUGGAUGCUCUUAAAAACAUCGCGACGUUACAUCAAAGUAGCCUCACGUUGAGCUUCUUUGGUGAAGAAGAAGCACCUCGCGGAGAUGACACUGAUGUGUACUCCGCGAUGAGGGUUAUGGUGUCGAGGCCAUGGGCGAUUCGACGAUUGAUUACUGUUUCAUGGAUGUGUGUUGGGAUUGGAGUGGUUUAUUAUGGGAUGCCUUUAGCACUUGGGAACUUGCCUUUUAACCUUUAUUUUAGUGUUACACUUAAUGCAUUGUCUGAAUUACCUGGCUCAUUUCUUACCUUUGUUUUGAUUAAUAGAUUAGAUAGGAGGCCUGCUAUAAUUGGGUUCACAUUAGUAAGUGGGGUGCUUAGUAUUUUGGUAGUUUUGGCAGGAAAUUUGAUGGGACUACAAGUCGGACUUGAGAUACUUUCAUUCCUUUGUGCUGUCUCUGGAUUGAACCUCAUGUUGAUCUUCACAAUUGAAUUGUUCCCUACUUGUGUACGAAAUUCGGCGGUUUCUAUGGCUCGCCAAGCACUCGUGUUUGGCGGGGCAUUCGCCCCGCCAUUGGUGGCCGCAGGGCGACAGAACCCGUUUAUAGCGUACGGGGUGUUCGGGGUUGUGAUCGGCGUAUGUGGGAUGUUUGCUUUCUUCUUGCCCGAGACUAGGGGAACCGCACUUGCGGAUACCAUGGAUGAGGAAGAGGACAAGGCACAAAGGCUAGGCAGCUUCUGGGCUACUCAUUAAUUAUUCUUUUGGAGGCUUAUUAUUUGUUGUAUGCAUCAUUCAUAAUCUGUUCUUGUCAAUUGAUUACUCAGAUGGAUUCUAUAAAUUGUUUGUUUUUAGGCUAGAUGGGGGUCAAAUUUUGUGGGCACUGGGCAGGUAAAUUAUACUAGUUGAACUAUAUAGUAAUCUAUAUAGUAAUUGCUAGGCUUAGCUAUCUAGCUAGUUGCAAUUGGAUUUUACUAUCAUGUAUCCUAUACUUUGGUGUAUUCCAACUCGCUAGUAUGAGAUGAUCCACAAUUUUGAAUACAACAUUAUUGUACUCCUUA